Molecule: messenger RNA, 1238 nt
Organism: Ilyonectria robusta
Lineage: Eukaryota; Fungi; Ascomycota; Sordariomycetes; Hypocreales; Nectriaceae
Exons: 3
Coding region: 133-1092 (319 amino acids)
Source: RefSeq, a predicted model, not a curated record
AGCCUCGUCAAAAGUUGGUCUCGACAUAUAAGACAUUCCGCAACGACGGCCUCAUCUCAGUCCUCACAAUUCACACACAAUCUCUACCUCUUUACUAAACACUUAAAAUAAUUCCUCCUCAUCGAUAUAACUAUGUGGGAAGUUGAAUCGUUGUAUUACGCGCAUGCUGGCUUGUCAGGCGCCGCUCUCGUGACGCUUGCUGUCAUAUGGAUUGCUUCUCUGCGUGCCAUGCACCGUUGUGCGGACCCCGCAAGGGUGGCAUUUACCAUUCUAAAGGUAGCUAUGCCGGCCUUUAUCAUAACACUCGCGUUGAACAUUGCCGAAGAUAUUGUAUAUGUGAGGAUGCCUUAUUACGGUAGCUGGGUUGGGCCAUCGGACAAAGGUGGCGCAGCAGCUGAGAACAGGCUUCUUAAAUUCAAUAUCUCGACCUGCGCCAGUCUAUUUGAGUUCAUCGCAAGCUCGCUGUUGGUGGUCACGCUUGUCGAGCUCGGAAACGGGUUGAUGUUUGCCACCAUACGACAACGAUCUAAGUCUCAAAACAUCAUGCGGUAUCUUGGUGUCUUUUUUGCAACUGUCCUGUUUGCUCUCGGGUUAGCAGACUUCGGCGUGAGACAGGCAACUUGGCGUCGGGUUUGGAACGCUCCCGACUUUGACGAUAACGAGGCAACGAGUGACUAUUACGACUCUGUCUUGAUAAUCCUUAUGAGGCUCCAAAAACUAGAUUUGGCAUGGCUCAUCAUCAACUGGGUUAUAAGUGCUGGCAUCCUUGGAUAUGCAUCUUUCGUCAUGCAUCGUUAUCGAUCAGUCAAGCCUAGCAGAACGUGCGCAAUCAUGUUUUUGGUAGCUGCAAUCCUCGGCUUCAUCAAGGGUAGUUGGGCAGCCAUCCAAUUCAUUAUAUAUUCCUACUGGCCAUGGUACUACUUCUCGUUCAGAGUUACGCAGCUUACGAGUAUCUUUCUUAUCUCCUGGAUGCUCUCUGGUGUUAUGGUUCUUGUCUUCGCCAUUGGGGUCAAGAAGCAGGGUGGUCUGUGGACGGUAUCACGGCCUUGGAUGAAUGAGUCGACGAAAUCGGCGGACGUUGAGGAUAAGUAGGAUUUCCUAUUUCUACAUUCCAAACAUUGCUUCCCACCCUCGCUCUACCUAGUCUGCCAUCCAUAUAGAUUUACCCCAUUUUACUCUCAAGGCUUUGCUCCAGUGUACUUAAGAGAGAAUAAGCCACGCUCAAUACUGUUGAGAAU